Messenger RNA from Mizuhopecten yessoensis (Yesso scallop), 4571 nucleotides. Its product is annotated as DNA repair protein XRCC1-like. Gene Ontology annotation, molecular function: damaged DNA binding. The record is from RefSeq and is a predicted model, not a curated record. Gene Ontology annotation, biological process: base-excision repair; single strand break repair; double-strand break repair via nonhomologous end joining. Lineage: Eukaryota; Metazoa; Mollusca; Bivalvia; Pectinida; Pectinidae. Bases 111 to 2039 code for a protein of 642 amino acids. The transcript is spliced from 16 exons. Gene Ontology annotation, cellular component: nucleus.
UCCUAUUAUUGCACCGGCAUUUUCGAUCUGAAGUAAACAAACAAAUGAAAUGCUGACUUAACAUUCGUGUUCAACACAAACACAUUUGCUCCAUAAAACACGAAGACGCCAUGCCUGAAAUUAAAGUCCAACAUGUGGUAUCCUAUAGCAGUGCUGACAAGGGCUGUCCAGCUGACAACCUGUUAAAAGCAGAAGGAGCUCACAAAUGGAAGACAACAGCUCCAGCUGAAAAGCAUGCUACAGUUGUCCUACAGUUUGAGAAAGCAUCACUUAUCCACAGCAUUGACAUUGGAAAUGAAGGCUCAGCUUUUGUUGAGGUUUUGGGUGGAAAAUCAUCAGCCAAGGAGGACAAAGAUUAUCAGGUGUUGCUGGUGGCCUCAUCUUUUAUGAAUCCAAUGGACAGUCGUAACAAUACUAACAGAAAUAUGGUGCGCAUGUUUGGUAAAGAGAAAUUCUCCAAAACAGCUGUCAGUGAAAAGUGGGACAGAGUGAAGAUUGUUUGUACCCAGCCCUUCAAUAAGACCUCCAGUUAUGGAUUGUCCUUCAUCAAGUUCCAUUCCCCUCCAGCAGCUGGAGAGAAGGAGGAAUCCACUAUUGGUGCCAAGAAGCUUGGAGCCUUCCUCAUCAAACCAGAGAAGGAGGAUGACAUACAUAUGGGGUCUGUGUUUGCAAAACGGUCAGAGGUCAAGGAGACCCCUCCAGCCACAGGAGCAGCAGCUAUAAGAGCAGCGUCUCGACUAUCUGAGGAAUCUCGCUCUACUUCAGUGCUAUCAUCUCCUGCAGCGACUCUCAAAUCUAAACCCAGUCAGGUUUCUUCAUCACACAAAACCAGUGACAAUCACUCGUCCUUCAAGUCGGAAGUCAGCGAGUCUUCCUCUUCUAAACCCAGCAAAACAAAGGCAGCUCCCAAAAUGUCAGAGAACCGCAGUAAGAGAAAGCAUGAGUUCAGUGAUGACGAAGGUCACGGUACAGAUGAAGAUGAUUCGGCGCCCCCCAAACCCUCAAUGAGGAAACAGUCCACCAGCAUCAGUUCUACAGCCUCGUCUGUUAGGAGUGAUCACACCAAACCAGCGCUGAAAAAAAUCAAAUCUGAACCUGUUAGUGAAUCCCCUGUGAAGUCCUUCAAGCGACUGAUGGAAGGAGUCGUGUUUGCACUGAGUGGUUUCCAGAACCCGUUUAGGGCAGAGCUGAGAGACAUGGCCACAGAAAUGGGCGGUGUGUACAAGGCUGACUGGGAUAAAAAAUGUACUCAUCUAAUAUGUGCCUUUGUCAAUACUCCCAAAUACAACCAAGUCCGGGGGAAAGGUCGGAUAGUCAAGAAAGACUGGAUCCAGCACUGCUACAAACAGAAGAAAUUCAUUUCUUGGAGAAAGUACCAACUCGGUGAUGCUGAUUACUCCAGUGAUGAAGAAGAUGAGGAGGAGGCACCUGUUAUGAAGAAGAAAACCCCUGUCCCUAGUAAACACAAGGCCAAUCAAGAUGACAAAGCCUCGUCAAGUAAAGGAUCCUCAUCUAAAAAAGCAAAACUAGAAGUGUACGAUGACAACACAGACGUGGAUUCAGGAGAAGACACAGAGGAUGAAGUACGAAGAAUAAAACAGAAAAUGGAGCAAAAUGACAAACCCAAGAGCAAUGAAGCAGAUGUGUAUGGUGAUUCGACAGACAAUGAUGAAGUGUCCUCUAAAUCAGCACCCAGGGGAAAUAGUAAAAUGGAGGAGGAGGAGGAUGACUCCAAUGACUCGGGACUCCCUGAACUUCCAGAUUUUUUCACCAACAAGAAUUUUUUCCUGUAUGGAGAUUUUUCUGUAUCAGAGAGACGUUUAUUAAUCCGAUACAUCACAGCGUAUAACGGUGAACUGGAGAACUACAUGAGUGAUCAGACAAAUUAUGUACUGACCUACAACAAAUGGGAUGAUAACUUUGAUGAGGCGCUGGCUGACAACUCAAAGUUGGUGUUCGUGAAACCUAAAUGGAUUUACGCCUGUCAUGAAAAAUACAAGACUAUGCCCUUCCAACCCUACAGUGUUGUGCCGGAAUGAUUGUGAAAGGAUGGUCUAUGUGACAAAAAGACGCCAGAUCCAUACACUUGUACCUGUUCUGUAGUUACACACUGUUUGAUUUAAAGCCAGAAGUUUGUCACCUGCUCUCAUAAUGGGCAGUUUAUAAUCAUGUUUACCCAUCCCUUUCAGUGAACUAAGGAAUUCUUUUAUAUGCAAAAGGAUAUAAAAGGACAGAAUAAACAAUGCAAAAGAAUUAAUAGCAUUUUGUGUGUAAAGAUGCUGGAGGGCCAGACCAGGGUUUGAACCCACUGACCUCCAAUCAUUGUGCCGUUACUCUAACCAUCUGAGCUUACCAGGCAAUGGUAGUAUCCCGACCCACAGCUACAGCAAUGAUAGUAUCCGGGCCCAAUGGCUACAGCUAUGGUAGUAUCCCGGCCCAAUGGCUACAGCUAUGGUAGUAUCCGGGCCCAAUGGCUACAGCUAUGGUAGUAUCCCGGCCCAAUGGCUACAGCUAUGGUAGUAUCCCGGCCCAAUGGCUACAGCUAUGGUAGUAUCCCGGCCCAAUGGCUACAGCUAUGGUAGUAUCCCGGCCCAAUGGCUACAGCUAUGGUAGUAUCCCGGCCCAAUGGCUACAGCUAUGGUAGUAUCCCGGCCCAAUGGCUACAGCUAUGGUAGUAUCCCGGCCCAAUGGCUACAGCUAUGGUAGUAUCCCGGCCCAAUGGCUACAGCUAUGGUAGUAUCCCGGCCCAAUGGCUACAGCUAUGGUAUUAUCCCGGCCCAAUAAUAAAGGGAACGUUCCCGUAUGUAUGAAAAAGUAAAGUGUGGUAUUUUCUUAGUGUUUUGCCUGCAGUGGGAUGGGAUACUUAACAUACAGGUCUUGUUAUCAAUGGGAUUUUUUGGUAGACAUUUCAAAUUGUUUACAGACUUAUUUUUUUUGAAAGAUAAUUUCAUUGAAAAAUAAUCUCUCUUUUCCAUUUAUAUAUGGUCUUCACAUUCAGCUACAUUUCAUUUGUAUUAUUAUUAAUGGUAGAACAUGCAAUUUCCUCAAUUUAAAUAUUUUCACCUUACUUGCCCUUGAAUGAGAUGGAAAAUUCAACACUGGACACAAAAAUAAAAUCAUGCAAACUUGUCAGAAGUGAUAUAUGUCCAACAUUAGGUAAUUUUCUUUUAAAACUCCAGUUGGCAAAAAUAUCAUUACAGCUUACAGACCAUUGCUCAUUAAUGUGUAUCAGAAAUAUUACCAACAACAUUGUGUACUCUCUCAGGAAAUUUAGUUUUUGUCUUUAAUCUGGUAUGUUUAAGUUAAAUCAGAUUAGUGUAUUAAUUGAAUGUGUUAAAUUUACAAUUUAUAGAUAGUUGUUGAAAGUUUUCAAUGAAUGUACAGAUCAUGUAUAUAUGUUAUCACAUCAGCAAGUGUGCCAUUAUGGCUAGAUAAUCGUAAGAAUUAGUGCAAUGUUUCAAUCUGUUUCAGUCCAUUCCAUUUAAGUGCAUUACACAUCAGUAAGUUGGUCAAAAGCUCUUCAUAUAUGUUAUUUGUUUGGAACCAUACAGACUUUAAAUAAAAUAUACCUUAGCCUAAUUAUCGAUCAUCGGACCUACUUUACAUAGGGUGUAUAUUUCAGGGAGAUUUUCCCCCUUAUUCUUGUGCCAUGAAAACCCCACAACCCUUCAAAUUUAUUUCCAUUCUGAUAGUGUUAGUCAAGACCGUUGCCACUGACAAUCUUGUGACCAAAACUUUGAAAAUUUGACUCUGCAGAACUUUAGUGAUAAAGUGAUAUACAGUUACAUGAGGCCACAUGCAGGCAACUUCUGACUGGAUCGAUUUGAGGGUUGACUAACAAUGAAACCAUAUUCUUGUAAGUUGAAGGUUGUGCAUGCUCAAAUGAUAUGGAUCCUCAGAAUAUUACCUUAAAACCUAUGUUGCUAGACAUUCAUACAUGAACUAAUGGUGUAAGGGAUAAUAUAUUUGUUACUUACAUUAUCUGUACUGUUCAAUAUUUUUGUAGAGUAUUUGUUAAUGAUAUCAUGUAAUUAACAUUUUAAAUGUAAUUUGUCAACUAAAUAUUGUACUGUUUGAUGUCUAGUAGCAAACACACAUUUUGAAUACAUCUGCUACCAUUUGUAGAAAUACAAUUUUAACAUUACAUGCAUAGUGUUUGAUUUUUGUUUUAUUUUGCUGUAUGUAACACAUGUCCUGUUUAAAGUCACUGCCCUAAUAUUUCUUCAAAAGUUUCUGCUUUUUUAGGUCACCUGAGUUGUUUUAGGGACCUAUUGCUAUCCGUCUUCGUCCGUCUUCCGUCAACCAUCGUCCGCUAAGAUUUUACAUUUUCAAUUUAAGCUAAAAUACUGUCAAAGGGAUUUCAUGGAUACUUUAUGGGAAUCUUACUGACAUCUCCCUAACCAAGUGUUGUUAUUUUUCUGGUCGAUCAGAAAUCCAAUAUGGCUGCCAUGGCCGCCGUUUUGAAAAAAGUAUUUCAAACUUAGUCAAGUUUGACUGGGCCAAUUUAACUGAAACUUUGUAGGAAUGACCGACUCAUGUUCCUGACAAAGUAUUGUUAUUUUUUUGGUCGA